Oncorhynchus mykiss (rainbow trout) is the source of this 1576-nucleotide messenger RNA. RefSeq names its product scrapie-responsive protein 1. NCBI's taxonomy places the organism in Eukaryota, Metazoa, Chordata, Actinopteri, Salmoniformes, Salmonidae. The record is from RefSeq and is a predicted model, not a curated record. Gene Ontology annotation, cellular component: Golgi apparatus; neuron projection terminus.
UAUAUGAACUAAAUCUGUCUGAGACUGAGAGGUUUGGUUUGGAUCACUCCCCAAUGCUGGCCUUCUCUCUUAGCCCUGUACCGUCCUGGCAUGUAAGCAUGGCAUUAUUGUCGUGCUUGUGCAGAGUGCGGACUUAAUCAAUGCCCUUGGAUAUUUCUCUGGUUUACAGGCUGAGAGGAGAGAGGGGAGAGAUGGUCAUACUCUUAGCAUGGGGUAGAGUAGGGAUAAAGACUCCUCUGUUUUCUGUUUUAUACUUACUAAAUGCACCCAAUGAAAACGGGUCAGAAGCUACUGCCGUUCCUGAGGAGAGCACUAAAUAAGCUUGAUCAAAAUGAAGGCACUACUCAUUGCUGCAAUUCUCUUGGUUGGGCUAUUGGCAAUGGGCAGCGAGGCCAUUCCAUCAAACCGCUGGUCCUGCUACAAGAAAGUCUUGAAGGGCAGGGACUGUCGCAAUGUUGGCAUCUCCAACGGAGUUGCGACCAUGCGACCCAUCGAUUCCCUGCAGAACCAUUUCUGGGAGGGGAACAAAUGCGACAUGGUGUGCUACUGUAACUUCAGUGAGCUCCUCUGCUGCCCAAGGGAUGUCUUCUUUGGACCCAAAAUCUCCUUUAUAAUUCCAUGCAAAACCAUCUGAGCCAUCAGUCGUUUGAAUGGACAGUGAACACAGACGGUGCAAUCUUCUGAAUUGAAACAAGAGUAAAGAGUAAAUGGGGCCAAGGGGGAUGGGCCCAUCCAUUCCGGACUACAGAAUUACAUGCAUUUCAUUCUUCACUUGGAGACAGCUACAACAACGACAAGUUCAAAAGGCUGGAGCUAAAACAAAAGCACAAGCUUUGAAGCUGGGAAAAAAAGAGGCCCAUCUUUCACAAUACUUGGGCCUACAAAUAAAAUGCAUAAUUUUCAGUCUCAAAUACAGCACCCAGUAUAUUUACUUUCUGUGAAGACAAUUCAAUAAAUGCAGCCCGUGUCCCUCCUUUGCCAAGGCUACAGUUCAACACUUGUAUAUCUGACUUGGCAGACCCUUCAUUUGGCAUUUGCAAUGAUGUGACACUCCCCAUUAUCUAUACCCAAACGUAAACAGAUCUCGCUAUUUGGCAAUAGUCGUAGUACAGUAAUACCACGAGUGUGCACAUCCCACAAAUAUAAUUCAAUAGUUAAUAGUAUGCCAUUCUUGAGAGACAUGGCAUUUUAUAUUCAAGGCUAUUAAAUGCCAUAAAUGUCAGCAGGAUCAUAAAAUGUGAUUUUGUGAUGAGCCUAUGAAGCAUGAUUUUACAUGGCUGAAACAAGUAGGCUGUACAACUGUAUUGUAAAUGUCUUUGCAAAAGGAUUAUAGUAUUGUGUGUGUCACUAGGCCUAACUAACUGUAAGGCGCUCUGGAUCAGAGCGUCUGCUAAAUGCCUAAAAUGUAAAUGCAAAAUGUGAAUAACAUAGCACUUACAGAUCACCUAGACCGGUGAAGCUGUUUAAACAAGUUGUUCUACUGCUCCAUGACAUCUCCCUGUACUUAUCCAAUGAUUUUAUGUCAAUUACAACACUGUAUAUGAGAAUAUUAAUAAACAGAUCGGUUUGAGUGUUA